Molecule: messenger RNA, 1810 nt
Organism: Nasonia vitripennis (jewel wasp)
Lineage: Eukaryota; Metazoa; Arthropoda; Insecta; Hymenoptera; Pteromalidae
Exons: 8
Coding region: 179-1744 (521 amino acids)
Source: RefSeq, a predicted model, not a curated record
GCAGAACCAGGGCUUCGCUGGAAAUCAUAUUUAUCUUUUUGAUCCAAUGUGCAUUUAAAAAUUCAUUUUGUUAUACAGAAACAAACAAAUAUAAAUCAUAUUUGGUUAGUUGAAUUGAUAUAUUUCAACUAGACUGUGCAAUAUUAUUCUUUACAGCACUUAAAAUAGUUCUUAUAGUAUGAAAUUCACUGUUAACUGGCUUCUACUACCGAUGGCUUUGAAUUUGUGUACUUGCGGGGGUAGGACGGAAUGUGUAAAACGAUCCAAAUUAGCUGUGAUUGCAAAUUUACAAACAAAAAGGUGUGAGAAUAAUGUCAAUGAUUUUUUUUAUACCCAAGAUGCAGAUAAUAAUUUGCCUCACAAGUAUAACUUCGAUUAUAAAGGAUUAACAAUUGAAAUUUUGUUUCUGGACACUUGUGGAACUAAUCAAGAAACCUUGAAAGCUAUUUUUAAAACAAUUAUGUGGGCUAAUAUUGACUGUUUAUAUCCACCUUAUUUUUUGGGUUUGAUUGGACCUGAGAAACAGGAUAACUUAAAUGUAUCUCAAAAAAUAACAUCUGCAUUAGAAAUACCACAUAUUGUACCCAUUCACUCAUCAACUGUGAAUACGCACCAAAUAUUGCCAUUGUUGGAUCCUUUAAUUAUAAAGGGUCUUUUUAAACUAAUAGGUAUAUUUGGAUGGACAUCUUUCUUUAUGCAGAGCAAUUCAGAAAAUGACUUAAUAAAUAAAAUAGUUCAUCAAUUUACUAUAGAGGCAUCUUCAAAAAAAUACUGCUUACUAACCAACAAAGAUUCAGCUGUGCAUUUUAUAUUUCUAGGUACACCGAACAAAAAUUUUUUCAAUGACGUACAUAAUUCUACAAUAAUUUUUGUUAGUGAUAAAAACUUAGAUAGAUAUAUGACAAAUUAUAAUUCAACAAACACCUUUCUCAUCUUAGAUAAUUUAAUGGAAGACAAUGAUUUAAAAAGCGAGGAAUAUCAAUUGGUGCUGAAAAAAAAGAUGCCGAUGUUAAAUAAAAAAGAUAAACUUUUUUUUGUAACAGAUGCAAUAAAGAUAUAUGUGAAUGCGAUUAAUUCUCUAUGUGAAAGUAAUAAUUGUUACAUCAAUAAGGAUUUGAAACAGUGGAAUGAAAUAAUUUUGGAUAAAAUAACCUCAAAAAAUCACAAUGAAGAAAUAAAAAAAACAUUUUUCACAUACAAAUUAAAAAGCAGGUUUGGACAAAUGCAAUCUAUGGGUAAAAUAAUGCAUUUGAAUAACGACGUAGAAAUAUAUUGGAAUAAUCACUUAUUGAACCCAUCAAUAAUUCCAAAUCAAAUCUUAGUACUAAAUGAUUUUAAGGACUUCUUUAUCACUUCUAAGACAAAAAAUAAUUGUGCACAAAAUAUAAUAAAUUUCAAUGAAAUAAAUAAAGUCAAGGAAAGUAAUAUACCUACAACAGUUAUAAUUUCAGAGCUAACUGAAUCUGAAUGGUGGACGAUGGUGGGAACAGUUGCUGGAGUCGGAAUUGCAAUGUUUGCAGUUGGAUUCAUUGCUGUUUACAUAAUUUACACUAAUAUUCGUGGGCCUACAAUUGCUAAAGGAAGUGGAAGAGAGGAUCUAGAUCGGGAUUCAAGUUUGCGAAGAGUUGGAAGUGAUCGGCAACCUUCAUCCAAUACGGGGAGAAGUUCACGAGUAAUACGUGGUCUUCAAAGACGUGAUAGUAGAAGCAGUAUAAGAAGCAACAUUUCAGACAAAAGUGUAUAGAAUGAUUCGGAAUGAAUAGCAUCAAUUAUACAAAAAAUUUGUCAAUAUUGAAUCAGUUAAAAUGUA